AUGGCAAAGCUGAAAAUUAAGAUGCCGAAGAAGACUGAAAAACCCAUCAAAUUCGGCGAGGAAGAUCUUGGACUGGAACCUGAUGAUCCAUUGUACGAAGAUGGAAUGAAAUGUGUGCGCACGUAUUGGGCACAGGCAACCAGGCUCACAGCUCGCCAGCAAGAGCAAAUGAUCGGAUACAUGCAGAGACGUGAAUACGCUAUCAUUCCUUCUGCGAAGAAUGACGCUACUUUGCAUAAAAUAUACAUCGAAAACACUGAAUGGCUAUCGUGGCCAGCAUAUCUCAUCCUGGCAUCGAUAUAUGAUAAAUUGCCUGAAAAGUACAACAGCUUGAUUCUACAGCUUUAUGGCACCCUGACUAUCAAAGACUACACGAAAGAGUAUCUGGAGGCAAUCGACGACAGGCAGAGGCCGACCAACGAGCUGUACGCACCUAAGAAAGGCGCAGUGACCUUGAGUGUGGCCGACGAUGACGUCGCCUCUGUAGAAGAGGAACUGGCGGAUGUCUUUGGUCAAGCCAGCGUCGCCUCUAUAGCAGAGGAACUGGCGGCUAUCUUUUCUCCAGUUAGCCGGGCGAGGCAGAGUGCAGUUCCUGAGGGAGCCAAACGCCCUCGAACGUUUUCUGACAAUCCACCCAUCGAACCAAAACGCGUGCGGAGAUCAGUUAAUAAAGAUGAUUUUGACAUAGACAAAGUUGUCUCUGGCGUUAUGUCUUCUCACGCAAUCCGGCGAUUGGCUGAAGCAACCAGAAAGCCGCAAAUGACGAACCCUGACCUCUUCGAGAUGGAGGAUGUGAAAGUUGCCAAAGAAAUUUCCAAGAGAAACGAAGCCAAGAUUGAUGAAGUCAACACCAAACUUGAUAAAUUCGUCUCGGAGAUGCACCAGUUUAUGACUGCUUUCGCGAACACGGCGAGUAUUCCGCUGCCAAUUGAAGUCAUCGAAGACGACGAUGAUGUCGAAGCAUCUAUCUGA
Molecule: messenger RNA, 972 nt
Organism: Trichoderma virens Gv29-8
Lineage: Eukaryota; Fungi; Ascomycota; Sordariomycetes; Hypocreales; Hypocreaceae
Exons: 1
Coding region: 1-972 (323 amino acids)
Source: RefSeq, a predicted model, not a curated record